AUGACUACCAUAUUUCCUGACAUGAUCCAUAAGGAGAUUGAAGUCUAUGUGGAUGAUGUCAUCAUUAAGUCACGGAAGAGCUCAGAUCAUCUAACAGAUUUGAAGAAGUUCUUCGACAAAUUAAGGCGGUACAAUCUGAAGUUAAAUCCUGCAAAGUGUGCAUUUGGUGUCCUUGUUGGGAAGCUGCUGGGUUUUAUCGUGAGUAGGAAAGGGAUAGAGCUGGAUCCUUCAAAGAUAAAGGUUAUUCAAGACUCGCCUCCUCCAAAGAGUCGAAAAGAUGUGUUGAGGAAAGAUGCUGCAACCAAAUGGACGGAAGAUUGUCAGAAAGCUUUUGACAGAAUCAAGGAGUAUUUAUCUAGUCCACCAGUCUUGGUGCCCCCAGAAUCUGGAAGACCAUUAUUGUUAUAUUUGUCAGUGUCUGACAAUGCAUUUGGAUGUGUGCUGGGACAACAUGAUGAAACUGGAAAGAAGGAGCAAACUAUAUAUUUCCUAAGCAAAAAGUUCACUCCUUAUGAGGCUCAAUAUACUUUAUUGGAGCGCACUUGUUGUGCUUUGACUUGGGUUGCACAAAAGUUAAGACAUUAUUUAUGUGCGUAUACCACUUUUCUCAUCUCAAGGAUGGAUCCACUCAAGUAUAUAUUUCAGAAGCCUAUGCCCACUGGAAGGUUGGCGAAGUGGCAAAUUUUGCUAUGUGAAUUUGACAUUAUUUAUGUCACUCAAAAGGCCAUCAAGGGACAAGCGCUAGCUGAUCAUCUCGCCGAAAAUCCCGUGGAUGAAGAGUAUUGGCCUCUUAAAACUUAUUUCCCUGAUGAAGAGGUUUUAUUUAUUGGAGAGGAUAUUUCCGAAGAAUAUCCCGGGUGGAGAAUGUUUUUUGAUGGUGCUGCGAAUUCCAAAGGAGUCGGUGCUGGAGCAGUGUUGAUUUCAGAAUCAGGUCAACAUUAUCCUAUCUCAACAAAGUUCAGAUUCUUAUGCACAAAUAAUAUGGCGGAGUACGAGGCUUGUAUUCUUGGGCUUAGAAUGGCUGUUGACAUGAAUAUACAAGAAUUGUUGGUUAUAGGAGAUUCCGACUUAUUGAUUCAUCAGGUUCAAGGCGAAUGGAGCACCAAGAAUGUGAAAAUACUCCCAUAUUUGUUGUGUGUGAAAGAAUUGUGCAAGAAAUUCGUCAAGAUAGAAUUCAAGCAUAUUCCUCGAGCUCAGAACGAGUUUGCAGACGCGUUGGCAACCCUGACUUCUAUGAUUCAACAUCCAGAUAAGAACUAUAUAGAUCCAAUUAGGGUAAAUGUGCAGAAUCAACCAGCCUAUUGUUUCCAUGUAGAUGAAGAACCGGAUGGAGAACCUUGGUACUAUGAUAUUAAGAGGUAUCUUAGAGAAGGAAACUAUCCAGAAGGAGUGAACAAUGUUCAAAAGAGGACACUUCGGAGACUCGCAAAUCACUUUUUCCUAAGUGGAGAGAUCCUUUAUAGGAGGACUCCAGAUUUGGGAUUGUUAAGAUGUGUUAACUCUCAAGAGGCAAGCAAGUUGAUUGAAGAAAUACAUGGGGGUACUUGUGGGCAACACAUGAAUGGUUUCAUUUUGGCAAAGAAAAUUCUGCGAGCUGGAUAUUUUUGGAUGACCAUGGAAACAGACUACAUCCGUUUUGUAAGAAAGUGUCAUCAAUGUCAGAUUCAUGGUGAUUUGAUUCGGGUUCCACCGAAUGAGCUAAAUGUGAUGAGUUCUCCUUGGCCAUUUGCAGCUUGGGGCAUGGAUGUCAUUGGCCCUAUUGAGCCAGCCGCCUCAAAUGGACACAGGUUCAUUUUGGUAGCUAUUGAUUACUUCACAAAGUGGGUAGAAGCAUCUUCAUACAAGUCUGUGACAAAGAAGGUGGUGAUAGAUUUUGUUCGCAAUAACAUCAUUUGUAGAUUUGGGAUCCCCGAGUCAAUUAUUACAGAAAAUGGAGCUAAUCUCAAUAGUGGCUUGUUGCAUGAGAUAUGCGAGAAGUUCAAAAUUAUUCACCGCAAUUCCACUCCUUAUCGACCUCAGAUGAAUGGAGCAGUUGAGGCCACCAACAAAAAUAUCAAGAGGAUAUUGCGAAAAAUGACUGAUAACUACAAGCAUUGGCAUGAGAGUUUGUCCUUUGCCCUUCUUGUCUACCACACCACAAUCAAGACUUCGACUGGGGCAACACCUUAUUUUUUGGUUUAUGGAACAGAAGCAGUGUUACUAAUGGAAGUUGAGAUACCAUCUCUGAGGAUCAUCCAGAAGCCGAGUUAA
Messenger RNA from Solanum stenotomum, 2250 nucleotides. RefSeq lists its product as uncharacterized. The record is from RefSeq and is a predicted model, not a curated record. Gene Ontology annotation, biological process: DNA integration. The transcript is spliced from 2 exons. Lineage: Eukaryota; Viridiplantae; Streptophyta; Magnoliopsida; Solanales; Solanaceae. Bases 1 to 2250 code for a protein of 749 amino acids. Gene Ontology annotation, molecular function: nucleic acid binding; RNA-DNA hybrid ribonuclease activity.